This is a messenger RNA of Rana temporaria (common frog), 720 nucleotides long. RefSeq names its product vomeronasal type-2 receptor 26-like. The transcript is spliced from 3 exons. Gene Ontology annotation, molecular function: G protein-coupled receptor activity. NCBI's taxonomy places the organism in Eukaryota, Metazoa, Chordata, Amphibia, Anura, Ranidae. Gene Ontology annotation, cellular component: membrane. Bases 1 to 720 code for a protein of 239 amino acids. Gene Ontology annotation, biological process: G protein-coupled receptor signaling pathway. The record is from RefSeq and is a predicted model, not a curated record.
AUGGACAGUGAAAAUUGCAUGAAAUGUCCUGAUGAAGAAUGGCCAAAUGAGAAGAACGAUCGGUGUGUUCCAAAAUUGGUGGAAUUUCUCUCCUACACGGAUGAUCCCAUUGUUGGAGUAUUUUCAGCUGUCUCCAUCCUCUGUUGUCUUCUGACUGGUUUAAUAUUGGGGAUAUUUAUACAUUACCAGGACACCCCCAUUGUUAAAGCCAAUAACCGGAACCUGAGCUAUCUUCUCCUGGGCUCCAUCAUGCUGAGCUUCCUCUGUGUCUUCUUGUUUCUCGGCCAUCCAGUAGAUGUGACCUGCAUGCUGCGUGUCACCUCUUUUGGUGUCAUCUUCUCAGUUGCUGUCUCUUCUCUACUUGCCAAAAGUAUCAUGGUGUGUAUUGCUUUUAAAGCCACCAAACCUGGGAGUCCCUGGAGAAAAUGGAUGGGAGCCAAACUGCCCAAUUUUAUCAUUUGUGUCUUCUCACUGGUCCAAGUCAUAAUCUGUGUCACUUGGUUGUCUAUUUCUCCCCCCUUCCAGGAUCGGGACACUCACUCUUAUCAGGGGAAGAUCAUCAUUCAGUGUAAUGAGGGUUCAGUUAUCGGCUUCUACUCUGUCCUGGGAUAUAUGGGGCUUCUGGCAGCUGUGAGUUUCAUUAUAGCUUUUUUAGCCAGGACAUUACCGGACAGUUUUAAUGAGGCCAAGUACAUCACCUUCAGUAUGCUGUUUGUGUAG